CGGCGUGAUCCCGAAAAUUGAUCCUAAAGUGAUUAGAUUACUGAUUUGUUUUAAUUCAGUCAUGUCAUGUUGAAGAUUUUUCGAGGUACUUAGUCAUCGUUACUGAUAUACUGUAAGCAAAAUCAUCGUGUUUUACCAGUAUAGCUAUAAGCUGCUGAUUAACACACGAUGGAGCGUUGGGUUGGACGCGUUGCUUUGGUCACAGGAGCAAGUUCAGGCAUUGGUGCUGCCAUCUGCCGACAGCUGGUUGGUGCGGGCAUGAAAGUGGUCGGAGCAGCACGUAAUGCCGACAGGAUCCAGGCUCUUUCAAAUGAACUGUCAGGAAUGCCAGGAAGCCUGACAGCCAUGAAAUGUGACUUGACCAAAGAUUCAGAAGUCCUGAAUCUCUUCUCUGGCAUUAAGCAGCAGUUUGGUGGCGUUGAUGUCUGUAUCAAUAAUGCUGGGAUGUCUCACAACCACAGUCUUCUUGAUGGUACACCUGAAGAAUGGAGGGAAAUGUUGGAUUUGAAUGUAGUGGCUCUUUGUCUUUGCACUAAAGAAGCUGUGGCAUCUAUGAAGGAACGAAAGGUGGAUGAUGGCCAUAUCAUUCAUAUUAGCAGCAUCCUAGGACAUGUGGUCACUGGAAGUGCACCCAUACACUUCUAUACUGCCACAAAAUAUGCAGUUACAGCACUUUUAGAAGGCUUGCGGCAGGAGCUUCGAGCUGAAAAGUCACACAUACGUGUUUCGGCUAUUAGUCCUGGCCUAACUGAGACUGAAUUUUCUCCACGAAUGAGAAAAGAUGGACAUAAUGCAUAUAGUGCCUUCAAGUGUUUGCAAGCAGAAGAUGUUGCUUCUUCUGUAUUGCAUGCCCUGUCAGCUCCACCACAUGUACAGAUUCAUGAUAUUUUGAUGCGACCAACAUUUCAACCAGCAUAAAAGGAUAUCACCUUAUCAGCAAGUGCAAGAUUUUAAAUUAUAGUGUAAAAUUAUUGACUAUUAAAGAGUUUCUAACACUACUAAAUUGUUAUUCCUUCAUGUGAAGCAGGUUCCUGUUUUCUGUUUCAUAAUGUACCUUUUUGAUAAUUAAUUAAUAAAAUAUUAAAAGAA
Penaeus indicus is the source of this 1089-nucleotide messenger RNA. RefSeq names its product dehydrogenase/reductase SDR family member 11-like. The transcript is spliced from 7 exons. Bases 169 to 918 code for a protein of 249 amino acids. Gene Ontology annotation, molecular function: oxidoreductase activity. NCBI's taxonomy places the organism in Eukaryota, Metazoa, Arthropoda, Malacostraca, Decapoda, Penaeidae. The record is from RefSeq and is a predicted model, not a curated record.